Knipowitschia caucasica is the source of this 276-nucleotide messenger RNA. Lineage: Eukaryota; Metazoa; Chordata; Actinopteri; Gobiiformes; Gobiidae. The record is from the annotation of a GenBank genome assembly.
AUGAACUGUGGCCUUUUUAUUGCUUCCGACUUGACCAGGUUGUUGCGGCCCAUUGAAGCUGAGAUCUGCGUUCUAACUGUGAUCCCUGGCGCGCUGGUGAUAGAUGAGGCUGUGAGCGGAGCCAAAGUCAAGGCUGCUGCUGUGCCUCCGGGCCACACAGAGGAGACGGAGAAGCUGGCGCCCGGGGUCAGGCCCUCCUCCCGCUCCCUGCUGUACCCCCCGUGGGUCCUAUCUGGGUCCCAGGCUGGAGAGGCCCGGCACAGGAGCGGCUCGUAG